Molecule: messenger RNA, 621 nt
Organism: Trichoderma asperellum CBS 433.97
Lineage: Eukaryota; Fungi; Ascomycota; Sordariomycetes; Hypocreales; Hypocreaceae
Cellular component (GO): mitochondrion; cytosol
Molecular function (GO): deaminase activity
Source: RefSeq, a predicted model, not a curated record
CUCUAUUUGAUAAUAUGAGAACAGCACACAGAUUGUUUCGACAGUAUUCUGAAGAUAAAAGACGGAACAUUGGACAAACUUUCAACUUUAUGUUUGCCUUUCACCAGAUACGACUUUCAUAAACUUCGUUCAAAACCUUUAGUCAAAAAAAUACAAAAUGCCUAGCCCACAGCCCGUUCAAACAGACGCCGCUCCGGCACCUAUUUCACUCUUCUCGCAGGCUCAAGUCUACAAUGGCCUCGUAUACUGUUCAGGAAACAUUGGCAUCGACCCCAAGACGGGUAAACUUGUCGAAGGCACAGUCACGGAUCGUACCGAACAAACCAUCCGUAAUAUAUCUGCGCUUUUGGAAGCGGCUAAUUCGUCUCUCAAACGCAUCAUCAAAGUCAACGUCUAUUUGACUACAAUGGACAACUUUAGUCCGAUGAAUGAGGGAUAUGCCAAGUUCUUUUCAGCUCCAUUUCCUGCCCGAACAUGUGUGAGUGUCGCCGGUCUUCCAAUGGGUUCAGAUGUAGAGAUAGAGUGCGUGGCAGCAUUGAACGAAUAACGAUACUCUUUAUAUGCUUAUAUACACAAAUAUUGCAUGCACUCCAAACUUGAUAAGCCUUUGUAAGAGACGGC